UAGUUAAAAUCAGUUUAUGUACACUUUGUCGAGGGAAUGUAAACAGAAAUGUACUGGACUUGGAGAAGAAAGUGUUUAAAACCAUUUAUUGAUCAAUGUGAAAAAUAUAUAUGUGAAAAUAUAGGAAAUAUAUAUGAAAAAGAGAAUAUUUUUGGAUUUGAGUAAAGGUGUGAUCUGCUUACUUGGAUUUUUAACAAAGGAGUAUUGUGUUUGGUUUAUAAUAUUUUCCCAAUCAGAAUGUAAUUAUUAAUUAGAAUUGUGCAUAUUGAAUAUCUGCAAUAAAACUGUAAAUGUCACUUUAGUGGUUAAGGAGAUAAAGAUGGAAAUAAUCAGGCUGGUAUCUAACAGAUAGAAAGAAUAGACCUAUUGAAUAAUGUUUUUCAAUAGGUUGGAAAUAAAAAAGGUGUAAAAGCACCAGAAAUCAAUUUGAGGAAUAAUACUUACAUUAAAUAUGGGGCAAAUAUCUUCAAGCAGAUUGGAUCAACAAAAUGGAAUUCAUCAUCAACAUCAGAAUGGUGACAAAUCUUACAUAAAUGGACAUGGUCAAAUUUACACCUUGGUUAGGAGUGAACCUGACAGAGAAAGUCAGAAAUCUCUUAAUUUAAAGAAAUUAAAGAAAGAAAAAUCAAAAGAGGCCAGGAAAGAUGGCAAUAAAACAAAAAGUAAAACUGAAGUAUGCCGAAAUAUUGCAAGGUAUGAUUCUGCCAAAUAUGGUGCAGAUGGUGAAAAAAGGAAAGGUAUUAAAGAAGUGACAAUGACAACAAAUGGACAGGAAUAUGUCGAGAAUAUAUCCGUUUCAAAAAAUACAGAAGAGCAGCCUGUAGGACAGGUACCAUUGACACACUACAGAAAAUGUGAAAAAGUGAAGCUUGAAUAUAGCAAAAAUGGAAAUAAUUCAGAGAGGAUUAGGCUUGUUGAAAAACAUAAUGGAAAAACAAAAAAUGGAAAUAUUGAACAGCUAAAUAGACAGUUUGAAGAUUUUGUAACAAGAUUGAGGAAAGAAGCUGGCAUACCACAAGCGACUGAUGUAUCAAACAAAGAAAAGGAGACAGAUAGGAGUAAGGAAGCAUUUAUGGACAUGUUGGCAUCGAGAUAUCCACAGUAUGCCGAGAAAAUCAGUUCAACAGCCAGUGAGGAUGGAUUUCCUGUCAGAGGUCGUUCACGGGAUCCCCGUCGUAGAGCUACUGUCGGAUACUCACAGCAGCACAACAGGUCCAUGGAUUACGAGGGAACAGUGUCCGAGGCAGAGGGCCCAACAUUCCAUCGGGGAGGGUUUGUACGAUCUAGUCUUCCUGCAGCUCGCAGCCCUCCAUCUAUAGAUAAACCACCUGGUCUAGUGUUUCUUAUAUUCCGUGAUGAAACAAAGAAAGCCCUGUUACCUAAUGAAAUAACGCAUCUAGACACUGUGCGUGCCAUGUUUGUUCGCUCAUUUCCUGGUAAAUUGACAAUGUCGUACUUAGAAUCACCAAAGAGGAAAAUUUACAUUCUAGAAGCUCGAACCAAUAUAUACUACCAGUUAGAAGAUCUCAGGGAUAUCAAGGACCGUACAGUAUUACGUGUACAUGAAUGUGACAGUGAGGAGCCGCAGCGGGUUCAUGAGAAGCCCGAGGUCAGAGGUCGAACUAUACAAAUACCAGCAGGAUCUCAGGGCUUCUAUGGCACACUACCAGCUUCAGCAAUCACUAGUCAGGUCCAUCAUAAAGCACAGACACUGCCCUCGCAUAUGCACCAUCCUGUUUACAUGUCACAUGAUGACAUUAGCCAAUCACCAGCCAGAACGGCUUAUGAAAGGUCAAGGUCACUUACCCCUGACCCUAUUAGAUCAGCAAACUAUGCUCAGAACCCUAUAUAUGGAAGAAUGGGUAUUUCCCCAGAAAGACCCCCACCACCACAAGAUAGAGUAGGACCACCUGACCGACCUCUUGUACUUAGAACUAUUCCAGAGAACAACCUAAUGAUGAAUGGCAUAAAGAAUGGUGCGGAAUAUUAUGAUUAUAUGGAUGGAUAUGGUCGACCAUCUGGUGCACCAUCACCACGGCAAAGUUCCCGACCUUCUCCUCGACAAGCUAUGUCCCCGCCGGCUAUACCAUCAGUACCAAGAGUAGAACCUACACGACGAGCUUUCUCCCCGCCGCCAAAUCUACAAAACUAUGAUUAUAUUCAGGUUAUUCCCAGUAGUCAAGCCUCACAUAGUCAAGGCACGUAUAUUGUGAAAGGUGCUAGAGCUAAUACUGUUGUUACUCCUCAGCGAGCUACUGUAGCAUCACAACCAACAACAAAAGCCUCAUCACAUCAGCCUCAGACAGGACAGUCCCAGAAUAUCCCUCAGCAAUCUUGGCGUGAAAGGUCACCAGUAGGGAGACAUUCAUUACCAAUGUCUUCAGUUCCGUACAGUGGGUCUGGCACAAUUCAUCAGCGAUCUCAGAGUUACAGGGUACCUGGCACAUCAGAUAGGGAACCAUUACUUGUUACCCGGCCACGCAGUAUGACACCCUCACCACUAGACAUGCAAGAUGUGGAUACUACAAGGGAUCGUAUUGACAAAAUGGAGCAUCAGCUUGCCCAUCUUGCAGCGUGGGUACAGACAGCAGUUGUACAAUCAUCCAGUAGUACAGGAGCACCAUCUAGUGUUAAAAGUACAAGUAGUGUAACGUCUGAUACAAGCCCGCUGUUAGACUCAGCUAGUGGUAAAAUUGAGGCAGAGGUGAGGGGCUUUAGGGAGCUUCAAGGUUUGACAGACAUAGCUUCAGACGAUACUCCAACAUUGUCUCAGGACAUGAAGAACAAUAUAUUGUCUAUAAAACAUCAAGCAGACGCAUUACGAUCAGAUCUACGCAGCUUACGUCGUUUACAACAAAUAAAUAAAGAAUCCAUCUUGGAAACUGUUGAUGAUGCAUGGAGAAAAAUCAGGGAGGCUUUGUCUUCUGUUCCGGGUGCUGAGCAUUUAUUGAUACGUCAACAACGAAAUGAAGUGGAUGUGAUGUACAAAAUCUACCUCGAGGAUAAGGCACAGGCUGAGAAAGAACUCGGAGAUUUGGAGCAUGCUGUAGAAGAGUUACGGUCUGAUGUUCUAUCCCGACAGUGCCGUGUACAGAUGACCGAUGUUGAAGGAAUGGCUUUAGUACUGAGUCAUGUGACUAAACAACUGGGUGACCUUAAAGCAAGGUUUCCGAAACUUCAAGAGAGGUUGAAGUUUGUAAUGUCAGCCGAGAUGGAGGUCAUAAUCAGGGAAGAGAAGUUUUUGAAGGAAGAACCAGAAAAACUUGACAAUUCUUUGAAGAAAUGUAAAAAGCUUACAGGAACUCUCUUCACACUUAAAAGACUGGCUUCAGUACAAGAGCAUCGACCACCUCAGGUUGUAGCGUUAUCAGCCCAAGCUAAAAUACCAACAAUGGAGGAUAAGAAAGCAGUGUUACAGAAUAUACAGGCAAUGAUACCUGAUCAUGAGGCCAGACUUCAUGGUAUACAGGCAGCUGAAACUGCUCGCCAAAUAAAGAAGAAGAUAACUACUCAGCAAGAAUCACUCAGAUUUGGUAAAUCAUUAGAACUAGCCAGUAAAGCAUUAAAACCUUAUGGUGCUGCCCCCACUUCUCAACCAGGGGGACCAACCACUGCUGCUUCCCAUCAGGCAUCAACUGGAGAUGUAUAUUCAUCGUCACCGUCAGAGCUAGGUACCGAUACAUCAUCUGUUAUAUCAUUUGUGAUGCCAAUGUCUACGUCCACACCAAAGAGUGCUAGUCAACAAUCUACCUCAGAUAAAGAAACUUCCGCCACAUCUCCAUCGAUGUCGUACCCAGUUAUGUCCCUAGUUAGAUCUGUCUCUCCUGUCAAACAACAGUCACAGUCUAAAGGUCAGACAGAUACUAAAAAAGUUUAUGAAUAUAAAGGUCAAAGGGAGGAGGGCAGAAGAAAAGAGAAAGGAUUGGAUGGCAAAAGUGGAAAAAAUGUAGAUUUUUCCGCGGAACCGGCUGUUCUUCCUGUUACAUCAAGUGAGACAGCUGCUCACAAGAAGAGUGAGAAGGCACCAUCUGCUGAUAAAUCACCAGACAAACCAAAAACUACAGAAAUAAAUAAUCAGAAAUCGGCUGCAAGGGCUGCAUUUUUUAGUUCAUUAGCUUCACCACAUACUCCUACAACAGCAUCAACACCGACAUCAACUGUAUCAUUGUCUAUAGAGUCACCAACAGAAGUGUAUUCUAAGAUCUCACCAGGUGUUAAUGUAUCACCUAUCAAGGGCAUUCCAUCAUUAGUCCGUAGUUCUGCUGUCACAAUGCCAUCAAGUUCACUAAGUGCAUCAGUUAGUCAGUCACAUGCGUCUGUAACUAAACCAUCAAGCCUUCCAGUGAGUGGGUCAUCAGUUGUAUCAUCUCAGAAAUUUAGUCCAGCUUCUCCCUCUAAUUCAUCUCAGCAAAGCACGUCACGACCAAGGACAGCUUUCACAGCCAUUCCAAAGCCAUAUUCACCAACAAAAUCUACUCCAAGUCCAUUGACACCAGAAUCACCUAGAUAUCGUAUUCCCCCUAGUCAACAAACUAUAAUAUAUUCUCAUGCUGGAGCUAGGACUUCACAACUUAAACAGCCAAAAGAUAUAUCUGCACGUCCCAAGAAAGUUCCGCCACCCCCACCACCUAGGAAAAGCAGCAAAGUUCCAGGGCAUGCAGUUCUGGCAGUAAAUGCAGCUACUGUGAAUGGCCAAUUAAAGACUAAACAUUCUGAUUCUAAAAGGUCACAAGAAUCAAGCAAGGAACGCACAGACAUUAUUAAACCACCAAAGCAAUUUGCAAAUGUAGAAUUAGACACUAAAGUGGAGAGGAAGUCAAGCAUAGGAUCAUUAAAACAAUUUACAACUCCAUUAUUAGAAAGUAAAAGAGAUAAAUCAUUAGAAAGAGAUCAAAAACCACCAGAAAUGGUCGGCAAGAAAUUUUCAUCCUCAAAUUUAGAUACAGAAGACAAAUCUUCCAAAAACAUUGAAAAAGACCUUGACCUUACUAAGGAAGAUCAAACUGUUUGUCCUGAUUUGGAACAAAGUACUCGAAAAGUUGUUGAUGGUAAAGUUACAAAUAUAAGUGCAGAAAAAAGUAGCAGAACAUUUCAUGAAGGAAGUGUAGAGAGUACAAGUAGUUCUAGUAGUCUAGACUCUCAACAUGACGCUGUCUGGGUGAAGCAGAAGUAUGAAUCAGCAGAAACAAGCUCUGCUGUGACCCUGUCUAGUCAGGGUCAACCAGAAGAUUUGUCUGUUUCAGCAGAUAGUGUGGAGACUGUAAUAGAAGAGAGAAAUAAAUCAGAAAAUGUAAAUGUUAAGAAGCCAAAACCGCCUCCCCCAGAACGUAGGUCAAGUUUGUCGUCUAAGUCAAGGACUGAGACAGAGGAUAUAACAUCAGAAAGAAAGGAAUCCAAAGGCAGCAUUGAUAGAUUAGUUUAAAUGUUUUGUUGUUUUGUUUACCUAGCAAUAUAUUUAUCUCCAUCAAGAAAAAUUAUUUAGAAAUUCAUGUUUGCUUUUUCUAAGUAAAUAAAUUCAAUAAAAAAAAUUGUAAUUUUGUUAAAACCAAAUACAUCAGAAAUAAUUAUUUCAAAUUUACAUGUCAGUCAUACCAUUUUAACCUACAGUCAUAAUGCAUAAGUUAACAUCCCCAUAGCAACAUUGCAUAAUUAGUUUCAUGUGUUUUGAAUAUAGCUCAAUCUCCAACUUGAAGAGCCAAAUUAUGCAAUUUUUUUUGAGAUAGAAUACAUUUAUUUAUAUUUCUCAUAAUUAUGUAAACACUGUGAAAUCAUUUUAUACAUUUAUUGUUAGACUCACCAUACCUCAGUGCAAUAUGUUUUAUUUGUUAUUUAAUGGACACAAAUAAUAUACAAUAAUAUAAUAUUUCUACUUUUUUUUGCGUCCUUCUUUGACAUUUCUUGGCAUUUCUUUUUUAUUAUCUUUCUUUUUCAAAUGACAAAUUAAACUGUAAUUUUUGCAAUAUUUCAUUUUUGUUUUUCACACAUUAUAUGUUAGUGGUUGAACAUUAAUUUAGAAACUGUAUCAUAACAUAUCAUUUUUGAGUUGUUCACAUAUUUACAGAUACAUAUACAGUCAUCUUUUUACAUGAUGAUAUGCAUAAUAAAGAAUGUGAUUUGAUUUUUCAAAAUUUGGAAAAUUAUUAUUUUUAUUUUCAAUUUCAAGAUAAAUUUGCUACUCCAUGUAUCUAUAUGAAUUCAAAUUCUGGUGUGAUUUUAUAAAAGUAUAAAUCUCUACAUGUCUGUUCAACUUGUUUUGCAUAUCAUACUGCUUUACUUACAUCAGUGUCUUUCAGAUGCUGUACUCGUAAAAUAAUAUUUAAUAUAUUAAAUGGAUCUUAUAGAUUUGACUGUAUGGAUGAGUUGAGGUGUAUAAGAUUGUUCAAUUAAUUUUGUUAACUGAACAGAAUGAAAAAACAGGGUACAAUAUGUUUUGUUUUCCAUUCAUUGUAAAAAUUGUCCUGUUGUUUCCUUGUUUCGUACAUUUCGAUUCUGUUGGGCUAUUCCAUGGAACAUUAUUUAACAGGUGUACAUCUAGAAAUUUCUUGAUAAACUGAAUGUGGGACUACUGAUUUUGCAGACAUGAAACAUUCUUAGUAGGGAUUGCAACAAAGUAGCCAGUUUAUUAUGUAAUUGAUGGAGCAUUCAAGUAUUUGGUAACAAAAUUGCCUCUCAAGGACUGAGUACCGUACUGCUAGGUUUAUGUCCACUAUAAACCCCUGCAAAAGUGCAAAUUGACAAAGGUUAACAUCUUAACAUAUAUGUUACAACAACAACUCUUUAACUUCUCUCAAUUUUGACUGCUUAUGACAUUUAAUUACCAGUGUGUUGCCGACUUUUGUUCUAGGUACUUGUUUAAUGUUAACUGCUUUGAAGGGCUAAUAGCUGUCAGAUUAAUUGAUUGAUAAGACUCUAAAAUCAACAAUAUUUGUUUUUAUUCUGUGCAUUUCUAGUACUUGUCAAUCCUGUGUAUUAAUAUCGAAAACAAAAGUGAAUAGGCGAGGGUGACAUUAUCAUAAAUGAAUAACUGUCUGGUUUUACUGAGAAAGCUGAAGGCUUCUGAGAAACUGAGUUGUUGAUAGAAAGAAUGCCUUAGUACUGAAAUCUGUACUCAUCUUACCCAUCCCUAAUUCUUUAACAUCCUUCUUUCUAUUGUUAUAUUAUUACUUUUUAAUCGUAAAUAUGAUUGGUGAGUAAAGGUCUAGAAUUGUAUAAAUGGAGAUCUAAAAUGUUGAUGUAUUGUAUUUAAUGCUGUGAGUUGAUUCUAUAUGAAAGUUUUGUAUAUUUAUAGUGUAUUAUAUUUAUUAUAUUGCAUCCAAAUUGUGUUCAAAUUUAUUAUGUAACAGAGAUGGUGCAAAUAUUUUCAAGGAAUUUUGGAAACCUGAUUGCUCUUGUAUUGUAAUUUCAAGACUAAGACUAAUUAGAUAAAUUGAAAUUUUCUAGCUUAUAAGGCAAAAUUAAACAAGUUCAGAUUCAUGAUGAUUUUUAUGAACAGCAAACAAAGCUUGUCAGUUGGUCAGUUCUUACUAAAAUUAUGUUUAUAAUUAAGUUAUAGUAAAAUUGUUUCAGUAUUAAUUUAUGGAGAAAUCAAAUUUGACUUUAUUAAAUACUGAUAGAAAUUC
This is a messenger RNA of Ruditapes philippinarum (Manila clam), 7619 nucleotides long. RefSeq names its product sickle tail protein-like. The transcript has 18 exons. The record is from RefSeq and is a predicted model, not a curated record. Lineage: Eukaryota; Metazoa; Mollusca; Bivalvia; Venerida; Veneridae. Bases 452 to 5422 code for a protein of 1656 amino acids. Gene Ontology annotation, cellular component: cytoplasm.